Messenger RNA from Conger conger (European conger), 3425 nucleotides. RefSeq names its product semaphorin-4E-like. The coding region runs from base 519 to 2957 and encodes 812 amino acids. Gene Ontology annotation, molecular function: chemorepellent activity; semaphorin receptor binding. Gene Ontology annotation, biological process: positive regulation of cell migration; semaphorin-plexin signaling pathway; negative regulation of axon extension involved in axon guidance. NCBI's taxonomy places the organism in Eukaryota, Metazoa, Chordata, Actinopteri, Anguilliformes, Congridae. The transcript has 15 exons. The record is from RefSeq and is a predicted model, not a curated record.
GCGAUUGUCACGUGAUUACCUUAGAAACACGACUCGAGUCUGGACUCGCUGGUCAGGUAGAGAGGCAGUGUUUUGCAGCCACAGGUAACCUACUAAGAAUGGCGUCAUUUAUUUCUUAAGUCCACGUUUCUUUUGAAUCUUUUUUAAAGUGAAGAGGCGUUACCUGGGCUAUGAAUUGAUUUGUUUUUCGAUUAAACGGUAGUGCAAGCAAGCGCAACUGACAGGAGUGAGUUCGUCGGUCUUUGUUGGCAGAUGCUGGGAUGCUCCAUGGUCUCCACGUUUGAGGGCCCAGUUCUCGCAUCCCGACAGUGAGAGAAUGCUGGGAUGGAGUUCCUCCUCGGCUAUGGAAGAGGCAGUAACAGCCUUUGCUUCGGAGGUCCGUGCCAACGUUCCCGCUGAAUCCGUGACAGAACCCGAGCCCCUUGAUUCGCUGGGUCAUGCUCCGCGGCUGUGCGUUUCCCGUGCGUUCCCCUCUGCCCGGAGCUCGGACACGCUCCAGUGGACCCCAGCACUGAACCAUGUCUCCGCUCGCAGUCCUGUUCCUUCUGUGUGCUCUCCUUCCCGCACCGGCGCUCAGUGAAGGCCCCUCUCCUGGGUGUGAGCCCCGGAAAAGUGUUCCCUAUGACAGUGGCAGUAUCAAGCUGUUUCGACAGGACGGGGUGUGGAACUACACCACCCUGCUUCUGCGAGAGGACCUGGGCCUGCUCUUCCUCGGGGCCCGGGAGGCCAUCUUCGCCCUGGACAUCGCUGACAUCACCAGCAAGAAGGCCCAGGUUGACUGGCAAGUCACAGCGGACAAGCAGAAAGAGUGCACUUAUAAAGGAAAAAAUGCAGAGACUGACUGCAGAAACUACAUCCGGGUCCUGCAGAAAGUGGAUGACGACAUCAUGUAUGUGUGUGGAACCAACGCGUUCAGCCCCACCUGUACGUACAUGAAUUACGCUGAAGGACGGCUGGAGCUUGACGAAAGACAGGAGGAGGGAAAAGGCCAGUGCCCGUUCGACCCAUUCCAGAGGCACUUCUCCGUCAUGAUAGAUGGGAUCCUGUACUCGGCCACCACAAACAACUUCCUGGGCUCUGAGCCCGUGGUGCUGCGGAGCUCUGCCACUGCGAUACGAACAGAGUUCAAGAGCUCCUGGCUCAACGAGCCCGUCUUUGUGCACAUGGACGUGGUUCGGGAGAGCGAAGGCAGUCCGGAGGGGGAUGACGACAAGGUCUACAUGUUCUUCAACGAGAACGCGGUGGAGUACGACUUCCCCAAUAAGCUCAUGGUGUCCCGCGUCGCCCGUGUGUGCAAGGGGGACAUCGGUGGCCAGAGGACUCUGCAGAAGAGGUGGACCACCUUCCUGAAGGCCCGUCUGGACUGCCCUGUCCCAGAGCCCAGCCUCCCGUACAUCGUCCAAGAUGUCUUCCUGCUGCAGCACAGCGACUGGAGGGAGAGCUUCUUCUACGCGGUGUUCACCCCGCAGGGCUCCUCCAACCUGUCGGCGGUGUGUGCGUACAGCGUGACCGGCAUCGGGGACGUGUUCUCCGAGGGGCGGUACAAGACGGCGGUCACCGUGGAGACGUCUCACGUGAUGUGGGUGAUGUACAGCGGAGAAUUGCCCGUCCCCCGCCCAGGCGCGUGCAUUACCGAUGCGACGAGGAAACGGGGCAUUCAGAGCUCCAUGGAUCUGCCAGAUAAGACCCUGCAGUUUGUGAGGGACCGGCCCCUCAUGGACGAGGCCGUGAGGCCCCUGAACGGGGAGCCCCGGCUCCUGAAGAGGGGCCCGCUCUUCACCCGAAUCGUUGUGGACCGCGUGACGGCCCUGGACGGGGGCAGCCAUGACGUCAUGUUCAUCGGCACAGAGAACGGGUUUGUGCAGAAAGCUGUGAACUACAAUGGCGAGAUGUUCAUCAUUGAAGAGGUGCAGCUGCUUCCUGUCCCGGAGCCAAUCAAAACCCUCCGGCUCUCUAACGCCAUGGGCCAGCUGUACGCGGGAACAGAGACCGCCGUGGUGCAGAUGGCGUUGAGCGAGUGCGGUCGCUACAGCUCCUGCCAGGACUGCGUGCUCGCCAGAGACCCCUACUGCGCCUGGGAUGCUACUGCAGCUCUCUGUGCUGCUGUGUCCAGCCUGGACUCCACCUCAGACAGGUCCCUGAUCCAGGAUUUGAUCAAUGGGGAUGAAUCUCUAUGCCCAGACUCAGAGAGUGUGGAGCCCCAGAGCUACACGCUAAUCCCAGGGAACAACAUCCUCCUGCAGUGCCGGCCCGACUCCAACCUGGCCCAGGUGCGCUGGCUCUAUGACGGCCAGCCGCUGGACCCCUCCGACGGGAAGUACUUCCUGUACCGCGAGGGCCUGCUGAUCCGCGACGCCUCCGAGGGCGACUCCGGCCAGUACACCUGCCAGUCCGUGGAGCGGGUCGGAGGGAACCGGCACACCAGAACUGUGGCGGUGUACCAGCUGCAGCCGGGAGGCGGAGACGGGGAGUUCCCCUCGACAGAGACCGCGCCCACGGAGGCCCCGGCCCCAUCCCCAACGGCGACCCCCAUAGAGCCCUCAACCACGACCGGAACGCUGGGGGAGGAUUCCACCUUUCUUUCUCAGUCGAGGAGUGAACAGGGCAAGAUCGUAGCCUUGCAGGUGGCUGUGGCCUUGCUGUCGAUUCUUCUGGUCGCCCUGGUGACCUGGAACGUGUGUCACGGACAUUUCCCUUUCCUGGGACGGUACGCACCCAAGGCGCUGAGGAGCCCCGGGAUCCGGCAGGUGCAGAGCCCACCUCCAGACUUCACCUGCCACCAGGUGCCCUUCCAGACCAAGGUGGCGGCCGAGAGCAAGAUGCUGGUGGCUCCGGCAAACUGCAACGCUGGCAACAACCACGCGGGCGACGAGCUGACCACCAAUCACACCCUGUCUCCCAGGGUCCCUGCUUCCAUUGACGUCUUCCAAUUCAUUAACGACGAGUCCGAGAUCUGAGCCCCUCCCGGUGGACUGUUUUCAGGAAAAAGGGCAGCUGAUUUUAAAACUGUGUGUUAUCAUUUCACGUGCGGUGCGAUGAGGUUCCCUUGGGUCGUUUGGGAAAACCAGCUCGCUGUUUAAAGUGGGGUGGGUUUGCCAAUGGAAGGCACCCGUCCUUCUGGGCCAGAUGGAAUUCUCCAGGGUACUGAGGGGAUACUGUGCUGGAGGAUGGUGUUUUCCAAACUAUCUUUGCCUCGGUCUUCCCAUAAUACAAAGUGGCACAUUGGCACCUUUACUACCACACACACACACACACACACACACACACACACACACUUGGACAUGUACACACCCUGCACACUGAAUUCACAGUUUGUUGUUAUUGAAUGUAUUUUUUCACAUCAAAGGAGAACCUUACUGUAAUGCUGCAAAAAGAUAACUUGUGGUACCAAAUGCUUUUUUUUAAACUUGUGAAACAUUGUGAAA